Capsaspora owczarzaki ATCC 30864 is the source of this 1197-nucleotide messenger RNA. RefSeq lists its product as hypothetical. Gene Ontology annotation, cellular component: nucleus. Gene Ontology annotation, molecular function: polyubiquitin modification-dependent protein binding. The coding region runs from base 64 to 1110 and encodes 348 amino acids. NCBI's taxonomy places the organism in Eukaryota, Filasterea, Ministeriida, Capsasporidae. The transcript has 4 exons. The record is from RefSeq and is a predicted model, not a curated record.
CUCGAAUUCACUCUACAUUUUUCUUUGUUUUUUUGACUUUUUCCAAGUUUGCUGCAAAAUACGAUGACAACGACCUUUGCAGCUCGCAUCGCUGGCCCAGUGCUGUCGUCGCUGCUCUUUGAGUUUGCCACGACCAAGCCUCAGCUACAUGGACUGCUCUUCGGCAGCAUACGGAAGCGCGCCAUCACGACGUUCCGAGACGACUGCGAGUACGUGCACGACGAAAUCAUUGUGCACGUCGAAUCCUUCCAGGUCGUCGAGUCCGACUACGGCCUGCCCAACUUUUCCGCGUUAACAAAGGCUGAAGUGCCAGCGCACGCUCAGGUCGUCGGUUGGUUUGUUGCGCGGCAUCAAGCGACACUACUGCUCCCCACCAUACUCGAGAAAACCCUCCACACUGAGCUCCUGGCGCACUUUCGACCGUCUACCUCCUCCUCCUCCUCCUCCUCGGGUGCUCCUGCCGCUCCGUUUGUGAUGGGUCUCUUCACUGGCAAGUUGUCAGACACCCAGGCUGUGCAUUCGUUCGACUAUGUGCUUCUACGCCAUGUCACAGCGCCUCCCAGCGAAAUUCGUCAUAGCUUCAAGACAAUCCAACCGCCGUUUGUUGCGUUUGACACGACAACACCAGUAUUCGAUGCCUUGUCGCAUCGGGAGUAUCGCAUGCCCUCCGUCGAGGUGCGGCAAGCAAAGCGGGCAGACCUUGCCCUUCUUCCAGAAUUGCUCAGUGAUGAUCCGUCCACUCCAACCCCUCCCGCUUCCAGCGUGGAGGUGCUCGUCACGUCGAGCACCCUUGGUGCUUGCGACCAGCAUCACUUGCUUCCUCAUCCUCCCUCGAAGGAGCAGCACUCAAUCUUUGGUCCAGGCAGCUCGCAGACGGCCCAAAACGGCAACAUGAACCACAUGAUGAAUGCUAUGAUUCAGCGGAUACAGGGCCUAUGUCAAGAGGUAUCAUCAACCAAUGCUGCUGUCUCAGAGCUCGAGAACCGACUUGCAGAGAAGAAAGCGGCAGCGGCGGCUCGAUACCAGUCGCAUGCUGCAACAAUAACAUUUGACCACUCAAGUUCCCUUCCUUACGAAGCGCAGACUCCACUCGGUGUCGCCUAUGACUGAUGUCCGCUGGUACUGGUACUAUUUGUGACUACGCGGUCGUUUGCAUCUUGUGUUUGUUUCGUUUCAAAUCCAAGUUCUUUUGUGUUU